AUGGGUUUGGCAGCCAGCAAGCAAGAAGCAUUUUGGGAGGCAUGUGGAUUUGGGGACAAGUUGAAAGUUAAGAAGUAUAUUGCGGAAGGAAUCGAUGUUAACUGGGUCUCUUACACUCAUAACUCCUGCGCCAUACAUGUAGCUUCACAAGGAAAGAUUGAAAUAGUGCAGAUGCUACUGGAUGCUAGAUGCAACAUUGAUGCUAAAGAUGAUAGGGGCAAUUUGGCUCUCCACCAUGCAGCUAUGAAGGGACAUGCUGAUAUUAUCGAAUUGUUAAUUAAAGCUGGAUCUGAUAUUAACUGCCAAGAUAAAAAUGGCUGGACUGCCCUCAUAAAUGCUGCCUACUUUUGUCAGUUGGAUGCUGUUAAAAUGCUUUUGAAGUACAAUUGUUCUGUUACUUUACAGAAUCAGGUUUUUGUUUAA
Molecule: messenger RNA, 423 nt
Organism: Helobdella robusta
Lineage: Eukaryota; Metazoa; Annelida; Clitellata; Rhynchobdellida; Glossiphoniidae
Exons: 4
Coding region: 1-423 (140 amino acids)
Cellular component (GO): nucleus; cytoplasm
Molecular function (GO): protein binding
Source: RefSeq, a predicted model, not a curated record